GCUAAAUUGUGGGAGCUAAGAACAUAAAGUACAUUGAUUUCUUUAUUAUGGCUAGCAGAUAUUUAAGAAUGUUAGCACAGGUCUUUGAAUAAUUUUUGCUUCUAAGAGAAGUUACUAUUUAUUCCUAAUUAGACAGGGAGGAAAGUCUUUGAAGAGGAACCUCUACUUUAUUUUCUACACUCCCUCACCUUCCUAGGUCGUCUGAAGGUUUCCUGAGGUUCUGGAAAACAGAAAGUAUCCUAAAUACUUAAAUAGUAUUAUAUGCUACCAAUUAAUUGUCCACUCUAUCAUCUAAAGAUCUCACGACAAACAGUAUAUGGAAGUAUAUGUUUCACCUUAUCCUGUAGGUCCAAAUUCUCUGUUGAGAAUUAUGUGGACUUCAGAGCUAGUUUGUUUCAUGGAGGUAGCUAGUUUGUUUCACUGACAUGCUGCAUGCCUCACUUGGUAAGCCUCAGGCCUUGUCCAGAGCAGGGUAUAGCCUUUGGUCUAGCCAACCUUGCUGGAUGUUGUAAAGUAUUUUAGCUAUUGGAUUAUGCUUUCUAUAAAUGUAAAGAUGUCACGGGACCUCAGGUGUAUUCAUGCAGGCUUUGCCAUUUAUCCUAGCUCCAGUUAGUUACCGCAGGGAUAGCAAAAUAAAUGUAAGGCAUCACACCAACACAAGGAAUGAUCAAUCUUGUUACUAAGAGGACAGAGGAAUCCCUACCAUGUAGGGUAAAUUUCUUUCUAGGCCCUUUAAAUGUGAAAUGUAAUAAGGCAAUUUAAAGAUCAUUUCACUAACAUGUAAAGGAAAAUACAAACAUGUGCACAUCAAAUUGCAGGUCUUACAGUUUUGGUUCUAAGGAAACAAUAAUUAACAUAAGCUCAAAAUGACACUUGCUGUCUGGGAACAGUUCUGGUGAAAUAAUGAACCUGUAGAAAUAAAAUUGAAGAGCUAAUCAGCCUUGAACGGCGCUGAGGUGCGUGUUUCUCUCUCUCUGGUUGCUGUUCAUCUCUUGCUUGUCUCUCUGCUUUCCUCUAUGCCUUUGAUGAGACACAUAAUUUUUAUGUUGGGCGACAAGGUCACAGUUCUCUCUGAUAAUUACAUAGAUGAGAAUAUAUUUGGUCUUGGAGGAAAAAAACUUUGCUUUACAAAUGUACAUAUAGAAAUAACUUUGACCUUUUGGUAAAGAUAACCAGGUUCUUCCUCAGCAACAGAAAAACAGGCACAUUCCGAGGUGUGAGUUUCAUUUUAUAGUGAUAGCUCCUCCUAAUAAAAACCUUUGUAAGGAAAAGGACAAAGUUGUUGGUUCAGGGGGCUAGCGGUAGACCCCUUCUCCUACAGCUCAAAGAUAAGGUAAAUCAAAGUGCCCCCCAAGAGUUAAAUGAGAGAAAACCCACAUGCAGUGGAUAGCAUUAGCCAUCUGUGGUAGGAAAGGAACAGAUUGUCAGUCAAUGCAUGGUUAAAGAGUUUGAGAACACCCAAAACCUUAAUCAAGGUGAUAUGGGAGCAAUCUCAUGAAGGUAGAAUGGGAGGAUGGUUGCAUUUAGCUGUUAAAACCUCAUCAGUUGCAUUCCCACAGGAAGACUGCCUGGAUAUUAAGAUGAUGUCGUCACAGAGCUGGGAUUCUCACAGUGUGAUUGAAGACAUCAUUACAAAGAUGCAAGAUGACAAGACAGGGGGUGUGCCCAUCAGAACAGUCAAGAGCUUUCUCUCCAAAAUCCCCAGUGUCGUCACAGGUACUGACAUUGUGCAGUGGCUUAUGAAGAACCUUUCCAUUGAGGACCCAGUUGAAGCAAUACACUUGGGAAGCCUUAUCGCUGCCCAGGGCUACAUCUUUCCGAUCUCGGACCAUGUUCUCACCAUGAAGGAUGAUGGCACCUUUUAUCGUUUCCAGGCUCCGUACUUCUGGCCUUCGAACUGCUGGGAACCUGAAAACACUGACUAUGCCAUCUAUCUCUGUAAGAGGACAAUGCAAAAUAAAGCAAGGCUGGAACUGGCAGAUUAUGAAGCAGAAAACUUAGCAAGACUCCAGAGGGCCUUUGCAAGGAAGUGGGAAUUCAUCUUUAUGCAAGCAGAAGCACAAGUAAAGAUUGACCGGAAAAAAGACAAGACAGAAAGGAAAAUUUUGGAUAGUCAAGAACGAGCCUUUUGGGAUGUCCACAGGCCUGUGCCAGGCUGUGUGAACACAACAGAAAUGGAUAUCCGAAAAUGUCGACGUUUGAAGAAUCCACAAAAGGUUAAAAAGUCCGUGUAUGGCGUGACUGAAGAGUCCCAGGCACAGAGCCCGGUGCAUGUACUCAGCCAACCAAUCAGGAAAACAACAAAAGAGGACAUCCGGAAACAGAUAACAUUUUUGAACGCACAGAUUGACAGACAUUGUUUGAAAAUGUCCAAAGUGGCUGAAAGUUUAAUUGCCUACACGGAACAGUAUAUGGAAUAUGACCCUUUGAUAACACCAGCUGAGCCAUCCAACCCUUGGAUCAGCGACGACGUUGCUUUGUGGGACAUAGAGAUGAGCAAAGAGCCCAGCCAACAGCGAGUAAAAAGAUGGGGCUUCUCUUUCGAUGAGAUAUUGAAGGACCAGGUGGGGCGGGACCAGUUUCUACGAUUCCUGGAGUCCGAAUUCAGUUCAGAAAACCUCAGGUUCUGGCUGGCUGUCCAAGAUCUUAAGAAACAACCCCUACAGGAUGUUGCCAAGAGGGUAGAAGAAAUCUGGCAAGAGUUUCUGGCUCCAGGGGCUCCAAGUGCAAUCAACCUGGAUUCUCACAGCUAUGAGAUAACCAGUCAAAAUGUCAAAGAUGGAGGGAGAUAUACAUUUGAAGAUGCCCAGGAGCACAUCUACAAGCUGAUGAAGAGUGACAGCUAUGCCCGCUUCCUCCGGUCAAAUGCUUACCAGGAUUUGCUGCUGGCCAAGAAGAAGGGAAAGUCGCUGGCGGGCAAGCGCCUCACGGGCCUGAUGCAGUCCUCCUGACCGUUCCCACCGCAGGUCCAGGGCCCGGGCCCGCGGACCCCACAGGCAGGCGGCGGCGCUCCACAUCUGCGGACAGAGUUUCCUUACGGGGAGACUUGGUCACUGUGAAGGAGAAAGAGUGAGGGCAAUGAAGGGCGAGUGGGGAGAUUCGGUGGAUGAAUGGGGAGACCAGAAAGAAAGAGUCCACAGAGCCUGGGCUGGGCCCGGCGGAGGCUCCUGUUUACAGCCCUCUCUUCUUUGUACAGUUGUAUUCCAACACUCCACUCGCUAAGAGGCCCUGAUCCCAGCUCAUUCAGGGGAGAACACGUCGUGGGGUUCCUGUCACGACUAUCACUUGAGAUUAUAUUAUUAUCCUCACUCCCUCGCUGUCUGGAGAGGGUCACACCUUCUGGCAAAUUCAAGAGGGAUGAGUGGACCAAGAGCACAUCCAGUAUUUGCAUCACCUCCCUGGCACCUCCCAUAGUUACAGCCACUAUAUCCCCACCGCCGCCUGUCAUCCUUCACGUCUCUGUGGCCACCCGGGUGUCACCGCCAGCACUAGGCACUGCUUUCACGUAAAAUGUCCAAAUCACAUCUUCAGCAAGAAAGCAACCUCACGGAUUGCCCCGCCUCAAGUUCUUUCCACCCUCUUUGAGAUCAACGUUCGGAGAGGUCCCCGCCAGCCCAGUGGCUGCCCUCAGGUCCCGUCACAUGUCUCAAGGGUCCAGCGUUUGAGGAAGCACUGUUGUAGAUGACAGAGCUUGUUGUUUCACAGCUGCAGGGAUUCUGCUGACCAUCUUUUAGAAAAUUAUUUCAUAAUUUAUUCUGGUUUUGCCCCCUUGCUCCUUGGUUUAUUCCCUCAUGUUUUACUCAAAAUAAACAUGGCCAUGAACUCAGGGGCCAUUGGGAUUCUCCCCUCUGGCAGCCCCAGGUGGGAGCUGGGAGGGUCCCCAGCCCAGGAGGUGGCUGGAUUGCAGGGCUGGCAGCCCCACGUGGUGGCAUCCUGACAGGCAUGGUGAGACCCUUGCUGGGUCAGGUCUCCUUUGUGUGUGAAGCGGGGCAGAGUAUGCUACGAAGGGACCAGGCCAGGCCACAGGGUUCUCCUCCCCGUCUUUAUCUGAAGGCCCAGCCAAAGCACCCCUCUAAACCGGUCGCCUAGGGGAAAUGCAAAAACCUGCAAAAGAUCCACCUGUAUUCCCUCUGUGUGUGCAUCAAAAUGACCAUUUGCCAACUUGGCUGUGAGGUAAUGUAUGUAAAGCACCGACUCAGGUGCCUGACACGUAGUAGGUGCUUAGCAAACGGUAGCUAAUACUAUCAUCAUUGUCAUUGUUAUUGUGACACCCAUGAGCCCACAGACAGAGCUGUAUUAAGUAACCUGUUUUUGAAUCCAGACAUUCACUCCCCCACUUGCUAUGACUAUCCUCCUUUGAUCUAUUUUUGGUCAUAGGUAAAAAAAAAUCUCUCUUGGGAGCAUAUAAACAAAAAACAUAGAAGCAAUAAAGCGAUCGCUGGUAUUUCUUUUCUCAUGUAGCCAAAUUCACCAGCUGGUGACCGAAGGCUCAGAUGCUUGCUUAUUUGCAGACCCUGCCUCCUGGGUGCUCCCCAAUGACCCAUCUUUCCACCCCACCACUUCCAAGUCCUGUCUAUGUCUGCUUCCACACAGCCCUGUCCCCAGGGCACCAGCCUUCUGUCCCUCACAGCAGUGCCAUGACGGGCAUUGGGAGUCUUCGUUAUGUUGUAUCCUUGUGAGUUCUUGACUACCAUGCCCAAGUUUCCCCCACUGGCAAUAGUUCCUCUCUCGGAGGUACAGUGGAAACUGGAGAGAUGACAGAUGUUGAGUCCUCAGUGUCUCCAGGGGCAGCAAUUCUUGCUGGACACCUGCACAUGCUCAGAACAGAGGCUGGUACUUUGGAGGCACUAACCACUUGAUGAGUAAAUGAAUGGCAUAAAGCCCCAUUCCAAGUUAUGGGGUCUUUUGACAGGCCCCUUUCAUCCUCUUUCUCUUUGUAUAAACCUCAUGUUUCAGAACAAAAUUGCAGUCUAAGUUCAUUUUGCCCCCAGCCUUGCCCAAGGAUCCCCAGGCUGUGCUGACCCCUAGGCAUAGGGGCAAAGGGUAUUCCCAAGAAGCAGGCACCUCAGUGCCCUCAGUUAUCCAGGGCAAGGGGCCUGGCUGCCCCCUGCUCCUCCCCAUGGUACAGGGGCAUUCUAAGCCAGGCUGCAGACAGGGCAGGGUUGGCUUCUUGGCCAUUCCUUCUGUGCCCCCUUCUCCUUCUGACUGGUCUCACCCUGGAGAUCCCCAGAGGAUCUGACCAGAGCCAGGUGGACCAUGGCCCUGAGAUGGAGCUGGCUGCAGGCUUACAAGCACCUCUGGGGACAUCCAGAGGGGAGGGUCAGUAAGCACAACGGAGCUAGGGAGACUUCAGAUGGACUCAAACCCAGAGCAAUAACACUCUCACACCACCCCGCAGCUAAGGCAUGCACGUUCCCCAGUAGACCAAGCCAGAAGCUUUGCAAGAAGGGAGUGGAACAAGGCUGCCUAUUCAAGGUCCAUCUACCACGCAGAACUUGGUCAUGCAAGUACAUUUGGAAAAUCUGGUCUUGGCCCGUCCCCCAUUGGCCUGGUCUACACAGCCAAAAAUUCAGACUAGAUUAGAUGUUUGCAGGCAAUUCUGUAGCAAAGCAAAUUCCCCUACCCCAUCCUGCCCCCUAGAAACUGCCUUAGCCUCCCUGACGGGGUGUGGUCUCUGGGCCUAGGACUCCUCCCUAUGAGGAAAAGUGCUCUCCAGCCACAUCUUGGCAGCCCCACAGCCACAGCAUCAGGGCAGCUGCAGCAAGUGACCACCCACCCAUCGGGUUAGAUACACAAGGCACCAGGCACUGGCAUCUGACUAAAAUAACCUUUCCCUACAUGGGAAGAGGAAAGCUUGUAGGUUGGCACAUAUAAAUGUCCAGCCGCAGCCAGAUGGCCUGACCUAAGCAGCAGGAACUCUCUGGGCUGGGGAGGAGCCUCCUGCCCUUCUAGUAAGUGAUGCGUCAGCUUUGUUCUCCUGGGAAGGUGUUGCUAUACCCCAGGAACAAAGCAGGGCCCAACUGCCAGUGCAGGCAGCCGGGCCUGCGCUCCAGGCUCACCGCCACUAAGUGGUCAGGUACCAGGCCAGCACCCUGGGUGGGACCUCUUGCGGCUCUGAGUUGCAGCUUGGACUAGCUGAACACAUGGGGACAUGCUCCAGGGGCUUCUUCCCUGGCAGGAUUCCUGGGAUGUUCAAACUACCUCACCAACAGGACACUGAACCAGGAGCCUGCCACCCAACUGGCCCCCUUGGUGACUGUGGAAGGUGAUGUUUUUCCUAAAAUAUAUGCCUCCUGUUCUGCUCCAAAUACAUGAGCUUCAAAAACCACCACCAGGAAAGCCUUCCCAGAAGAGGGAAAGGAUUGAGGGCUCUCUUCCUUUGGGCUCUGCAGAAUGUAUUGGAGGGAGGUGUUGCUGCAAGGUCCAGGAGCUGGGAAGCUCUGGGCUCGGGGGCAGAUAAUGCACCACCAGCCUCGAAAAGGAGCUGCCCAAGUUGAAUAUGUAGCAAAGACCAUGGGAUAAGUUGAAUAGUGGCCAAAUGAAUCACUAAUAACUCACCAUGGGACCCUCUGAAGAGAGGCCUGUGCUCAUGUAACCAUAGCAACAGCAGAUGCCAGCAACCUACUUAUUAGUACCACCCAGUGAUAAGGCAUCCCCUGGGCUAGACCCAGGGGCCAUAAAGUAGCAAAGUAGCAAAUGUAGCAAUAAGGGGCCCGGGUCUAUACGGGGACAGGGUCCAAAUGACCAGGACUUGGCCCUCUCCCCAGCCCCCAUGAGGGCUCAGAGCCAGCUGCUGUCAGCUGUCCGGGGAGGGAAGGCCCUGCUCCAUACUAGGGGCCCCUGUUCUAUACGCUAAGCCCACUCACCGCAUGAUCACGGACUCAUCAGAAUGGCCUCCUCUUAGUGCAUGUGGUUCUCAUUAGUUUAUUUUUCUGGAAUUUGGGGAUUGGACCCCAGAACCAAACAUGCUGGUACAGUCUAAAAAUAAAUGACUUGAACCCACUUCAA
Molecule: messenger RNA, 7008 nt
Organism: Pongo pygmaeus (Bornean orangutan)
Lineage: Eukaryota; Metazoa; Chordata; Mammalia; Primates; Hominidae
Gene: RGS6
Product: regulator of G protein signaling 6
Exons: 16
Coding region: 1506-2951 (481 amino acids)
Biological process (GO): regulation of G protein-coupled receptor signaling pathway; positive regulation of GTPase activity; intracellular signal transduction
Cellular component (GO): cytoplasm; neuron projection
Molecular function (GO): GTPase activator activity
Source: RefSeq, a predicted model, not a curated record